UGAAAUAGGCAAUUAAGUAGUUUUUUUAAAAUUAUUUGAUGACACCACAUUUCGUAUAUGACUCACUGUACAUUUCUGCAGUAUUUUUCCGAGUAUUUGUGACACCAUAAAACCAGAGAACCAGAGACACCAUAGAACAGAGAAGAGAAAAGGAGAAGGCGAUAUCCCGCUGGUAAACCCUCAUCUGCAGCUGUUAGGUGAACAGUUUCCCACAUCCUUUUGUAAUUCAUUGGGACUGAACAGGUAGUCGAAAUAUUGGAGGGUUGAAAAUUUUUAGCCUGGGUGCUCUGGCUAUGCAUAGUUUCGCGUCAAUCACAGUUGAUUUGUUGUCAGGCAAGCAUCAGGUUUUUACGGUCAUGUCCUGCAACUCUACAUUAUAUUACACAGCCAUGGACGACAUGUUUACAGAGAUGAUGGAGACCAGUGGGGAACAGCAUUCGCAUGAGAAGGAGGAGCCUUUAAUAGCCACGCCCAAAAGAAUAGUGCGCAUACGAAAGCACAAUUUGUUUGCCGAGGAUAUGCAAGAGUUUGUCAUAGACCGUCGCUUCCCGAGGUUCUCAUCAAUAACUGAUCCAUCGUCGCCUAGCUGCAAAGAGGUCCGCAAGGUGCUACAGACUAAUGAGCUACGUCUAGAACGUGGAGAGCGUUUCGAGUUGAAUAUAGGAAAACCAAUGCGUCGCCUGGCGUUGAGAAUUUAAACUAACUGCGCAUGAUUGUGUGCUACAGUGCUUCCGAUAUCUUUAAACUUUGCGGUAAUCUAAGUAUGCAAUGGUGAUAUUUACCAAUUAAUACAUGAACCUUUAGAAGCUUUGAAUGAAGCUUUUUAUUCACACAGUUGCAUUGAUGAUAAAGCAAUGAAUAAAAGCAAUAGACCGGACAACAUUAGUUGGUUUGAUCAUCUACAAUU
This is a messenger RNA of Drosophila busckii, 907 nucleotides long. RefSeq lists its product as uncharacterized. The transcript has a single exon. Bases 294 to 698 code for a protein of 134 amino acids. NCBI's taxonomy places the organism in Eukaryota, Metazoa, Arthropoda, Insecta, Diptera, Drosophilidae. The record is from RefSeq and is a predicted model, not a curated record.